AUGAACGUGUGGAUAAUCGAUGGCGAGCCGGAAGCGUCGCGCCAUCGGGUGAAGAAGACGUGUUUUGCUGACGAAGUUGAAUUGGUAUCGACAUCAGGUUGGGGUGACGACACCAAAGCACAGCGAAGAAAGCAACGCAGCAGAGUCGAGCUCCUGGUAGAAGACAGUGAUGAUGCAAACGAAGACGUGCCUGGCAAAGGUGCCAACCCCAUGACAAGUGUCAAGGUCAACGAGAUCAGCACUGCUGACGUCGUUGAAGCUAGUCCUGCAAAGUCGAACCAGGAGAUCACUGUGCAUCAUCUCGUUCGAGAAUUCUUACUCAUGCACUGUCAUGACGACGUUGUGCGAAUACUCGACCAAGAACGACCUAUACCGCUUCUUGGUGGCACUGAGGUCAAGCAACUGAGUCGACGGUUGAUCGGCACCGAUAAAACAAGCGCAAACCUGUCAGUACCAUCUUCGCUGUUGGAGCGCUUUCUCGUGUGCUCUAACGAAGCCAAGGUCAAAGCAAGAGCAAAACGGAAUGCUAAGGAACGAUCUGAUUCAAGCGAAAAGACGCCAGCAAAGAGCUCACCAACCGGCCGACCAAAACCUGAAUUAAAUGUGGUUACCAACAACUUAGAUCAAACUGCCAGUAAAAAUGCCAUCGCCACUCCUGUCAACGACCAAGGGUAUAAUCGUCUUAACCACCCAGGAUCCACCCCACACCACCAUGGCCCCGUCAUUGGAGAACCCGGAUCGACUCCAAUGGCCCGGGCAAAAGAUCUACACUUUCAAGGAUUUAAAGACGACGACGACGAUAUGGAAAAAGCUUCUUCGGAAGACGAUAACGCUCACGAGGAUGUAGAUCAACUCUCACACUACGCUCUCCACAAACGCACGUCAAAGACUGGUCUGAAACGUGUGCGGUUGGGAAACCCUGGAAGUACUCCCACCAAAGAGUACAUUUUCUUCCGAGAAACGCCACCUUCAUUUGUGACAGAAACCAUUGAAGAUGCCGUCGAGGUAUUCAAGAAACUGGGCAACAAUCCUGAAUUCGUAAAACAAGCCGAGCGAUUCAUUGAACUGCAGAGCAGUGAGGUAGCCAAGUACACAGUCGGUCAAGUAGUCGAAGGAUUAGGCGCAAAGUGGAAUAUCAACGGCGUGGUGUCAAAAGUCUACGGAUCCAGACUAUGCGGGACGGCUGGACGAGGGACUAUUGUGAUUGACACUUGUCCUGAACAUGCAACCGAGUGA
Messenger RNA from Phytophthora infestans T30-4, 1236 nucleotides. RefSeq lists its product as uncharacterized. The record is from RefSeq and is a predicted model, not a curated record. Bases 1 to 1236 code for a protein of 411 amino acids. The transcript is spliced from 4 exons. Lineage: Eukaryota; Oomycota; Peronosporomycetes; Peronosporales; Peronosporaceae.